AACGGAGUUUUAGUCCUUAUAUUCAACUCUUAUCGACUACUAUUUACAUUGUAUAUUUGAAGUGCGUCGAAAAGUACACGUUAUCAUCAUGGAAAAUUCUAACUUGAAAGAAGUAAAUUAUGUUCCAACAAAUUAUGAAUACAGUACCACAAGAUUGAAGGCAAAAAAUGAAGAUAAAAAAACUGAUACACUUUUUCUACAAUUUGCAGUUAUCACAGGAAUAUUGCUGCAGCUAGAGUGUUCAGCAUUUUGGGUAUGGAUUUCAACAGCUAUGAUCAGAAUGAAAUCGAAUGAUGCAAAUAUCAACCUUCUUGAUAGAGAAAUAACUCCUAUGGAAGCCUCUCUAUUAUGUGGUAUACCUUUAUACUUCUCUUCAAUUGUUGGUAGCGUGCUUUCGAACUUGGCUGACGAAAUAGGUAGAAAAAAUAGCUUACACGUUCUGGGUAUUGCAAUGCUAAUCAGUUCUAUAGGAUUGACUCUCAGCAAUCACAUAUAUUCAAUAAUAAUAUUUUAUACCAUCAUUCAAACAAUAUCUUCUGGUAUUUGGGGAAUUCUGCCAGUAUACAUAACAGAGAUUUGUGAAGAUCACAACAGGAUCAAGUAUGGUUGCCUUAUGUCAGUUUUCACACCUUUGGGUCAAUUGUAUGGUAAUGUAAUGAAGUUAUUUCCCAGUUUGAGAACCUAUUCUAUAGUUCUUGCUGCACCGCUAAUUCCUUGUCUUGUAUGUUUCUUUUUUAUACCUGAAAGUCCAGUGUACUUAUUACUAAAUAAGAAAGAAGAAGAGUGCAUUAUAGUCUUGAAGAUGUUACGAAGUAACAAGACUGAAAAUGAAAUAAGACAAGAUUUGAAUGAAAUUGGACGAAGUUUGCUAGAUACAAGAAAUAAUAAGUUAACAGAAAGUAUAGGUCUAGUAAAACUUCUCAAACGGAGAGAGGGUCGAAUUGGUUUAAUUUUGGCUAGUUUGCCACUUUAUGCACAGUAUUUUUCUGGUGUUUUUGUUAUAAUGCCUCAAUUAGCACCAACUUUUAAUAAACCAAGUUCCAAGGUAUCUGCCGAUACUAUGACAUCAAUUGUUGGUAUAAUUGAAGUGAUUAUUUUUACUAUCACCACUUUAAUAAUACAAAAAACUGGUAGGAAACCUCUGCUGAUGGUAUCUUCAAUGGGAGCUGGUAUUAUGGUAUCAAUAAUAGGAGUUUAUUUUUAUUUGGAAGAUCAUGGUUACCCUUUAACGGAUAAUUUCCAUUGGUUACCAGUUAUAUGCGUUGUAAUUUAUAGAGUUUUUUAUUCUUUUGGACUUGGCCCGAUACCUAUGGCUACAAUGAGCGAACUAUUUUGUCCGCAACUCAGAGUAACUGCUCUCUCAUUUAUCUCAGUAACUAUUGGUCUGUUGCUAACAAUAUACACAACGACAUUUUCAUUACUUAUCCAGAACAUUGGGAUACAUCAUUCUUUGUGGAUAUUCGGCUUUUCGUGUUUUCUCAAUACCAUACUUUUUGCCUUCAUACUACCAGAUACAAAAGGUAAAAGUGUGAUAGAAAUUCAAGAAAUUUUGAUGGAAUACCAAGUACGAAAAUAAAGAUUUGAGAAUCCA
This is a messenger RNA of Diorhabda sublineata, 1591 nucleotides long. RefSeq names its product facilitated trehalose transporter Tret1-like. The coding region runs from base 89 to 1576 and encodes 495 amino acids. Gene Ontology annotation, cellular component: membrane. The transcript is spliced from 2 exons. The record is from RefSeq and is a predicted model, not a curated record. NCBI's taxonomy places the organism in Eukaryota, Metazoa, Arthropoda, Insecta, Coleoptera, Chrysomelidae. Gene Ontology annotation, biological process: transmembrane transport. Gene Ontology annotation, molecular function: transmembrane transporter activity.